GCGCGCUAGCAAGUGGCGUCUUCCAGAGAGAUGCUGCCGCUGACCCGGUUCUGGCUUCUGCUGCGCCGACCUCCGGCGGCGGGAGUCCGGGGAAAGAACCUUGGUCUCCGAAAGGUCGCCUCUGGCGUCUCUUUCCCGGGCAACGCAUCGCCCAGAGCCCUAAAUAUCUUCGACCGGGAUUUGAAGAGGAAACAGAAGAACUGGGCGGCCCGACAGCCCGAGCCUUUGAAGUUUGACUACCUGAAGGAGGAGGUUGGAAUUCGGAUUGCGGAUCGUGUGUAUGACAUAGCCAGAGAUUUUCCCCUUGUUUUGGAUAUCGGUUGUGGAAGAGGUUACAUAGCACAACAUUUGAAUAAGGAAACUGUUGGGAAAUUUAUUCAAGCAGACAUAGCAGAAAAUGCUUUGAAAAAUACCUUAGAAACGGAAAUUCCUACUGUCACUGUUUUAGCUGAUGAAGAAUUCCUUCCUUUCAGAGAAAAUACAUUUGACCUGGUGGUUAGUAGUUUAAGUUUGCACUGGGUGAAUGACCUUCCUAGAGCACUUGAACAGAUUCAUUAUGUUUUAAAACCAGAUGGCGUUUUUAUUGGUGCAAUGUUUGGAGGCGACACACUCUAUGAACUGCGAUGUUCAUUACAGUUAGCAGAAACAGAAAGGGAAGGAGGAUUUGCUCCACACGUUUCUCCUUUCACUGCUGUCAAUGACCUGGGACAUCUGCUCGGGAGAGCUGGCUUCAAUACACUGACUGUGGACACAGAUGAAAUUCAAGUUAACUAUCCUGGAAUGUUUGAAUUGAUGGAAGAUUUACAAGAUGGCAUAAACAAUUUUGAUGGAUGGGGGCUGAAUGGAUUAAAGUUGUGUUUUGUGAAACCAGAACUACAUUUAUCCAAGGGAGCCUUAAUCUGGAUUCUGAAAAAUUAAAGGUGAUUUAAAGCAAAAGGAUUAUAAAAAUAAAUGCUUUGUUUACAGAUUUAUAGUUUUUUGUGAGCAUUAUUGCACUUGCUUCUCUCCAUAGCCCUCUGGUAACGACUUCAUCUGUGUGUUACAAGUGAGAAAAAGGAGGCCUGAAGAUAACACUUCCCUCCUAGUGGAAGAAUUAGCUGCCAGCCUCGUGCCUCCUUGACUCCUGCACUGGAACUUUCUUAGCUGCCUCUUGUGGCCCAUUUGUAACAGGUCCAUUUUAGCCAUUGUCCAGCCUCCUUUGAUAAUUAUAAGGGGAAGGAUGUGUAGCUAAAAACUUACUAUAGUAGUCACUCUUUAUUCAUUAUACUUUAGUAUAGGGGCUGGCAGCCUUAGUGUGCAGCCAGAGGUGACAGGGAACCAUUAAGUCACACACUCCCUCCUGAAC
Messenger RNA from Molossus molossus (Pallas's mastiff bat), 1345 nucleotides. RefSeq names its product NADH:ubiquinone oxidoreductase complex assembly factor 5 (gene NDUFAF5). The coding region runs from base 31 to 918 and encodes 295 amino acids. Gene Ontology annotation, molecular function: S-adenosylmethionine-dependent methyltransferase activity. Gene Ontology annotation, cellular component: mitochondrion. The record is from RefSeq and is a predicted model, not a curated record. NCBI's taxonomy places the organism in Eukaryota, Metazoa, Chordata, Mammalia, Chiroptera, Molossidae. The transcript is spliced from 9 exons. Gene Ontology annotation, biological process: mitochondrial respiratory chain complex I assembly.